AUGGCUGAAGAAGGUAUUCCCGACAACAGCGCACUUCUUGUGACUCAAUCUCCGAAGGAUGAUGGCGACGGUAACGACAUGCUGGUCCUCAAGGGAAAGUUGGAGAAUCUGAAGUUUCUCUUGGCAAAAAAACAAGACCAGGCAGUCGAAGACCAUUUGGAGAGUCUGACGUCCCGUGUGGGAAGGAAAUUGGACAAGGCUGAUGAUGACCGGGACGAAGUCUUGGCUCUCAAGGAUCAACUGGAGAGCCUGAGGGCUCACAUGCAAAAGAAGGCCAUCAAAGUGCGAAGCGAAGCGGAAACCUUUGACACUGGCAACUGUUCCCCAGGCAACUGUUCCCCAGGCAACUGUUCCCCAGGCAACGAUGUCGAAGCAAACUUUUCCACCGUGAACUGUUCUGAAGCCAAUGUUGAUUCAACUGUGGUCUUGGAAGAACUCAAGGAAAUUCGAGCCUCUUCGUUUUUCCCAUACCUUUUUGUCACCUUUGUGCUGAAUGUACUACCACUUGCGUAUGGCCUGGCAUCCAUGCAUUCACUGAAUUGCCAUUCAAGGUGGCUCUUCUUCAACACCCUCUUGGCAGCCAUGCAUUUGGGAGUUCCGGUCUACAUGGUGCAUCUGAUCAAAGCAGUCCUCCAGCCCCAAGAUGCCUUGUCAGCUGAUAUUCCAACAUCAAAGAAAGAAGGUGUUGAUGCCUCCAGUCUUGAAACCCCUUAUGUCGCUGUGGAUCGUCCCAAUGACAAAUCUAGAACUGGCAGAUCAAGACCUUCUUUGGCUAGCACUGCCCCCAAUUCACGGGAGCGCAUUCAGAUGGUCCUCUUCCAUGACAAGGUCAUGACUACCUACUACAUUCUCUGUGUUUUUUGGAUGGUCUGGCAAGCUAUCGGUAUCAAACAAGUACUUGAUGAGGUCAUUGAUGAGUCAUGCACUGAUUUUGCUAUCCCCUCAGUGAUCUGUGGAUGUGUGUACUUAGGCCUUGGUGUACUUGCUGGGGCACUAGCCGCAAAAAGACAUGCAAGCAAAGGGCAGCUAGCUUAGCGUGAGGACUGUUGGCAUGGGUUGGUUGACUGUGCGACGUACAUGUAAUCAUUAUUAUUUCGUCUAUGCAUCGGUUUCUGGUCUCCUUUGGCACAGCAAACAUUUGAUUCUGCCUCAAAUAGUCGCAAUGCCACACGCAAUAACGGUACGGUUCCACUCGCCAAGUGGCCCCAAGCAACAAAACUCGUAUCGCCUGGAUGAAUGAUUCAAUCAAGCAAGCAAGUCUGUACCAGUAGCGACUUGCCAGACCGAAGGGGAAGAACCCAAACGAUAGCCAAGACCAGAAAAAAGGGUUUGUUUUUCCGCUGUAAGAUCCUCAAAUACUACGACUGUAAUAAAGGAAGCUACUAGCUAAAAAAUAAAUGACAAGAAGCA
Seminavis robusta is the source of this 1410-nucleotide messenger RNA. Lineage: Eukaryota; Bacillariophyta; Bacillariophyceae; Naviculales; Naviculaceae. The record is from the annotation of a GenBank genome assembly.